ACUUCGUUGAGUGUGGACGUAUUGCAGUCGCACAAUUGCGCAACAAACAAAUCAUAAAUUUUACGUCUGCAAGCGGCAAAUAUCAAAUAAUAAUCAUAAUAAUAACGACGACGACGUGUGUGCCGUGUGUUUUUCAAUUACUAUACUUUAUUUUUUUCACGUGCUGCAAUUCGCGAGUGUAAAACGUGCGCCACCCGCAACAGAAUGCGGCCAGUGUGACCCUGACCCUGAUCUCAAUCCUUGCUCCCCAAAAAAUAAACGAAGCAUUUUUCGCUCCACACCAAAACAGUGACAAUAAUAAUGGCAACAGUUGCCAUUGCAGUUGCAAGUCGCGUGCUGCUGCUGCUGUUGAUUGUGUUGCAAGGAGGCAGCGAAGCUGCUAACAGUGGCGGUGGCAACGGUGGCAGCGGGGGCGGCAGCGCAGCCAACUCGAAUGGAUUACAAUGCCAGCGGAUUGCAGUGUCCGCAUGUCAGGGACUUGGCUACAAUAUGACCGCAUUGCCCAAUCUUGCUGGUCACACUAAUCAGCUGGAGGCUGAGCUGCAGAUUGCCAAGCUGCUGCCACUGAUCGAGUCGGGGUGCUCGAAGCGCGCCCGUUUCCUGCUCUGCUCGGCGCUCUUUCCGCUCUGCAGUCCCGAUGUGCCACGCCCCGUGACCGCCUGCAAGUCGCUGUGCGAGACGGUAAAAGGCGAGUGUGCGGCAAACGCGACACCCGAGCUGAUGCAGCUGUGGCCUCAGUUCCUCAGCUGCGACUCGUUGCCGCAGCCCGAGAAUCACGAGCUCUGCAUGCAGAUACCGCAAGAGACGGUGGCCAAUUUGGGUGGCGGGCAGCAGCAGCCGCUGCCAGCGGAGACGCAAGCAACUGGAGGAGCAACUGGAUCAGCAGCAGCAACUAGUGGAACUUCGGCCGCCGCCGAGCCACCGCCGCAGCAGCAGAUGUACUGGUCGUGGAUGGCCUGGAAGAUGUCCUCGCAGCUGGGCAAAUCAUCGGCCAGCAACAAUUUGCCACGCAGCGAUGGCAUGAGCACACUUGGCGGUGGCUAUUGUCCUCAGAACUUUAGCCUGAAUCCGCUGAACAGCGACGAAUGUUUGCCACAGUGUCAACGCGAUGCGUUCCACACGACGCAGCAAAAGAAGCUCACCGAGAGUCUGAUACUCGGUCUCUCAGCCGUCUGCUUUGUGCUCACACUUUUCGCCUUGGUCACCUUCUGGGCGGAACCGACACGCUUCGGUUACCCCGAGCGCCCGGUGCUGUUCUUGUGCCUCUGCUACAAUCUGUUUAGCGUCUGCUAUCUGGAGCGCAUUGUGUUCCAUCAGGCGCGCAGUCUGGCGCUGUUGCAGGAGCCGGGGGCACGCAGCAAUGUGGCACGCAGCACCAUCAUCGCACCAUGCGCACUGACGCCACCUUGCCUCGCCUCGUACAUCAGCACAUCGUAUCUGAGCUUGUGCGCCGCCAGCUGGUGGCUAAUCUUCGCCCUCUGCUUCUAUCUGUCGUCGCACAAGAAAUGGUCCAGCGAGGCGCUCGAGAAACGCUCGGGACUCUUUCAUGUGCUCGCCUGGAUGCCACCGUUGGCGCCACCGAUAGCCGCCCUGCUGCUGGAGCGUGUGCGUCCCAGCGAACUGACCGGCAUGUGCAGUGCACCCGGUUUCGUGGAGCUGCCGGCGCUGGCGCUGCUGCUGCUCGGUCUCUACUUUACGCUGCGUGCCUCACGCUCGCUGCAUAGCCUGCAACAGCAGCUGCAACCGACGCUGGCGCAUCAGCGUUUCGCGCAGAUCCGCAAGCGUUUCGUCAUCUUCUCGCUGCUGUUCUUUGUGCCCACCGCCGCCGGUGUAAUUGCCGCCUUCUGUGAACGCUUCGCGGACGCCGUGCCCAGUUGCCCCAGUCCCGAGGAGUGUGCAACACCUGCGCAGCUGAGCGCUUGGCCAGCGUUGGUGCGCAUCUUCUUUCAGCUGGUGGGCGGCACGUUGACCGGCAUGUGGGUGUGGUCACGCAAGACCUGCGAGAGCUAUCGCAGUCGCUUAGUCGCCGGUUCACCGACAUCCUCCCUGAUGGCGCAACACAAAUCAGCGGCUGCUGCGCUCCCCAAAAAGCAUCUCUAUGCCAGUGGCAAGUCGAUGCUCGCAUCGCCAGUGACGACGAAUGGCGUGAAUGGUGGCUGCCAGGCGCCGCUCUACGCUGGCAUCAGUUUCCACAAUGUCCCCGUCUACAAUCCCAAUCAGUCGAGGGUGUAGUGGGCGUGGGCGUGGCAGGCAAGCUUGCCACCUAGUUAUAGUAGGCCCCAUAAGUAAGCCCCUAAAUGAAAUGUGUUAAUAGCUUUAAAUACAAUUUGUAUAUAGUUUUUUUUUUUUUCUUUUUACAUGAUAAUUAGUAUUACACAUUAUUAUUAAGCAUUACACUUAUUAUUAUUAGUAGUUGUAAUAUAAUUUAAA
Drosophila albomicans is the source of this 2430-nucleotide messenger RNA. Its product is annotated as frizzled-3. The transcript is spliced from 2 exons. NCBI's taxonomy places the organism in Eukaryota, Metazoa, Arthropoda, Insecta, Diptera, Drosophilidae. The coding region runs from base 301 to 2232 and encodes 643 amino acids. Gene Ontology annotation, molecular function: Wnt-protein binding; Wnt receptor activity. The record is from RefSeq and is a predicted model, not a curated record. Gene Ontology annotation, cellular component: plasma membrane. Gene Ontology annotation, biological process: non-canonical Wnt signaling pathway; canonical Wnt signaling pathway.